This is a messenger RNA of Jaculus jaculus (lesser Egyptian jerboa), 2645 nucleotides long. RefSeq names its product solute carrier family 39 member 11 (gene Slc39a11). Gene Ontology annotation, cellular component: membrane. The coding region runs from base 123 to 1151 and encodes 342 amino acids. The record is from RefSeq and is a predicted model, not a curated record. The transcript has 10 exons. NCBI's taxonomy places the organism in Eukaryota, Metazoa, Chordata, Mammalia, Rodentia, Dipodidae. Gene Ontology annotation, biological process: zinc ion transmembrane transport. Gene Ontology annotation, molecular function: zinc ion transmembrane transporter activity.
AGGGCCACGUGUGCUGGAGGGAAGCAGGAAGUGACAGCGGGAGUGGAGCCGGCCGAGCGAGUGGCAGCGGGGGCUGAUGGAAGUGGAGUGGGGGCUGGAGAGGGCACCCUACUGUAUCCGGCAUGCUCCAAGGCCACAGCCCCGUGGUCCAGGCCUUGCUGGGAACCUUCUUCACCUGGGCGAUGACAGCGGCGGGGGCGGCUCUCGUGUUCAUAUUCUCUAGUGGACAGAGGCGGAUCUUAGAUGGAAGUCUCGGCUUUGCUGCAGGGGUCAUGUUAGCCGCUUCCUAUUGGUCUCUGCUGGCUCCAGCAGUCGAGAUGGCCACGUCGUCCGGAGCCUUUGGUGUCUUUGCGUUCUUCCCAGUGGCCGUGGGCUUCACCCUCGGAGCUGCUUUCGUCCACCUGGCUGACCUCCUGAUGCCACACCUGGGUGCAGCAGAAGACCCUCAGACAGCCCUGGCACUGAACUUGGACCCUGCUCUGAUGAAGAAGAAAUCCGAUCCCGAGGGCCCCACACUGCUGUUCCCAAAGAGCGAACUUUCCAUCCGGAUAGGUAGCGCUGGUCUUCUUUCAGAGAAGAGCGAGAAUGGCGAGGCAUACCAGAGGAAGAAGCCGGGGAGCGCCGGCCUGGCGGAGGGGCCUGCUCCCUCGGGGCCUGCACCGGAGCAUGCCCCGCGUCCUGGCGGCAGUAGCUGGAGAAGAAUCGCGAUGCUCAUCCUGGCCAUCACCGUACACAACGUCCCAGAGGGUCUUGCUGUUGGAGUUGGAUUUGGGGCUGUAGAAAAGACAGCAUCUGCAACCUUCGAGAGUGCCAGGAAUCUGGCAAUUGGAAUAGGGAUCCAGAACUUCCCAGAGGGCCUUGCUGUCAGCCUCCCCCUGCGUGGGGCAGGCUUCUCCACCUGGCGAGCGUUCUGGUACGGCCAGCUGAGCGGCAUGGUGGAGCCCCUGGCUGGGGUCUUUGGUGCCUUUGCUGUGGUGCUGGCUGAGCCCAUCCUGCCGUACGCACUCGCCUUCGCCGCUGGCGCCAUGGUCUACGUGGUCAUGGACGACAUCAUUCCCGAAGCCCAGAUCAGCGGCAAUGGGAAGCUGGCAUCCUGGGCCUCUAUCUUGGGAUUCGUGGUAAUGAUGUCACUGGAUGUGGGCCUCGGCUAGCUCUGACACUGCAGACACAGGACGGAAAGCACCUGGCUUCGGCGGGACCACGAACCUUGUUCCUUUCCCCCUCCGCCUCUUCACCUGGAUCAGCUCUGAUCUCACUGUGACUGCUUUUACUAUUGGCUUUUGAGGGACAUGUUGGUUUUCUCUGGAAUCUUGAAGUGUCAUAGAACUAUAGAUUUUUUAAAAUUUUGUCCACUGAGUGUGAUCUUUCUCCAUAGAGAUGGUCAAGGCCACCUCUUCCUUCCCCUCCUCAUUCUCCAUCACUAGACUCAAUGGUGACUCCUGGAGGUCACCCCCAGUAGCAUGUCCCCAGGAGAAAAGUCCUGGGCAUGUUAGCCUGGGGUCUUGGAGCUAGCAGAUAGCCAGAGCUCUUCUCCUUUGCUGUUGACCUGCUGACCUUCUAGAAUGCUAGGACAGAAGUGUCAGGAACACAACUCAUUCUCCAAAUCUGAGCCAGCUCGAAGAGUCAUAUGAGGCCCAUAGGAGAAGGACCACACUCAAAGGGAAGGAGGCCAGCUAGUCUCUCUUCAUUCUAAGGCAAAGGUUGGCAUGAUUGAUGCUGAGUGGAUUGGGGAAUUAGUAUGACCAUGAGCGUACCUCACAACUGGUGAAAAGAAGGCAGAAUGUGACUUUGAAUAAGAGGUCUCUCUAGGGUACAGCAGUCAUCAGCAUUCCUGAAUCUUCUACCUAUUGAUUUUUGAUGACCUUAUAGUCUUUGUUUCUCUAAGAGACUUAGGAAUGCCAGCAAAUUACUAAAACUCCAACUCUUCGUUUCCUAAUGGAGGGAGCUCUUAAGUUAGCUCUAGUGAAAGAUGACAGUUGGAGUAUGGAUAAGGCACCAUUCCUACUGGCCACUUGGCAACUUAUAACUCACAACCAAGAAUGCUUGAGCUUCCACAGGCUUCACUGGAGUCUGGCCAGAGGGCUUAGGGCAGGAGAAGUUAUUUUUACAGUUCAUUUCAAAGUACAUUUUAGCCAAGCUAACAUUCUGAAAUGGCCCUAAAACAUGGCUGAAACUAGACAAAAAGCUAACCCCAUCCAUCCUGCACAUAGACCCUCCAACUGGUUGUUGAUAAAGGCCUGCAUCCUCCAUGGUCUGGGAAGCAUGUGAGACUUGGAGCAGAUGUGGCCCAAGAGGCAGGCUCCAGGCAUUGUGUUAUCAGUACCCACCGUGUUAUGUUUACACAUUCCGUCUCUUCCGAGGGAGGAUCUGCAAGUCUGCUCUGUGAAUGUUCUCAGGUCCCCAGGGCCAACCUCAGCUGGGUGUACGCAUGUUCUCCCGAAGCACUGAAGAUCAAGUUGAAGACACAGCUGAAGAUUAAAUUCAUUGAGAUUAGCUGGUUGGUGAUGAGUGUAUGUUUUUUUUUUUUCUUUUAUGUCUCUGUAUGUAGUUCUAAUAAUGCAAAUUGCUGUUCUUUCUGCUGGGUAAGACCUCAUGACUGUGAUUCAUGUCAAUAAAGGGAAUGCCAUUGUGGAUGACCUGCAUUA